AGCGUGCUUCCUAAUAAAGGUCGGAUUAAUUACAAUUAAUUAUGAAUGAAGGAACAAUUUUCCGUCAGAAAUAUUACUUAAAGUCUGGCCAGUAAUUUUCUUUUGAUUUUCAUUGUGGCAUCCCUUGCAUCAUGACGAAGUUCCUUCAGAUCGUGUUUGUAAUCGUGGCGAUACUGUGGCUUGAAGUGGACAGCACUCCAUUGUUCCAAGGGAUAAGCUUCCAAAGAGGUUUCGAACUUAACUUUAAACCUCUGCCAAGGAAGCCGUUAACGUUUCUAAGACAAAAAUGGUCACCGUUCGGAGUUUUUGGAACAAAGCAUUCAAUUCAGAAGAGGAGCCCUGGUGCUGUUGUGGUGCCAGUUGAGGCAGCAUCGCCAGCGCCAAUUGUUUCGGGACCAAUCAGACCUGCACCAGUGUUCGAGCACGUUGAGGAACAUUUAAACCCUCCUCCUUAUAUAGCUGUACCUAAUCAAACACCUAGAUCUGUAAUACCGCUUAUAUCUUCUCCAGUAGUUCCAAUUGGUACGCCUAUACAACCUAUUUCCCCUAGUCCUUUGAUAAUUUCAUCCCCAGCACCUCCUUCUAUGCCUUUAAGUGUUAUUGUGACCCCUACUCCUCGCCCUAUAGUAAAUAGUGUACCACCGCCCUCUCUAUAUAAUGACAUAGUCAUGCCACCUAACCAAUCAAUUGCCAAUGAUGUAAAAUUAGAAGGCGCUCUGCCUCCUUUAUCCUCGAAUAUGGUUAUACCACCACGAUUUACUGAUAUCUCGAGAGCUGAACCAGUAAGAGAAUUUAUGGAAUCGAAUCAAGCAGUACCACCUUCUUUUGCCGUAGAGGAGAAAGUUGCACCACCAUUGGAGACAAAUAGUAUUAAACCAGAAGUCCCCAAAAGUGGUUUUGCAUUAAAUGAUAGUUCACUGGUCAGAGGCUCGAAGAUGGCCUUGUAUUUUGGAAGUAUUUUCCUUCAGCUGAUGUCACAGUUUAUGUCUAAUGCUAGAGCAACUUUUGAUCAAAUGACUAAUCCGCCCCCAGUGUAUAAUAAUUAGCAUUUUAUAGUGACUAGUAUACCUUAGAAUUUGAGU
Messenger RNA from Helicoverpa armigera (cotton bollworm), 1082 nucleotides. Its product is annotated as proline-rich protein 36. The transcript has 2 exons. Lineage: Eukaryota; Metazoa; Arthropoda; Insecta; Lepidoptera; Noctuidae. Bases 132 to 1046 code for a protein of 304 amino acids. The record is from RefSeq and is a predicted model, not a curated record.